ACCCACUUGCUGCCCAAGCGAAGGAGAGGGAGACGACGGCGAUCGAUGUCGGGGGUGUGGGUGUUCAAGAACGGAGUGGCGCGGCGGAUAGAGAACCCCACGAGGGAGAGCUUCGAGAGCGCCCCCGCUUCCGCUGGCGGUGGCGGAGGGGGGAGGAGGAGCGAGCUGGUUUACGCGCCCACGGGGGAGCUGGUGGGUUCGCACGAGGAGCUGGAGCGCCGGCUUGGGGAGCUGGGGUGGGUGCGGUACCAAGCGGGGCGGCCGGAGCUUAUCCAGUACCACCGGGGCGCCGCCUCGCCGGACCUCAUCUCCCUUCCCCGCCGGUUCGCCGACCUCCGCUCCAUCCACAUGUACGACAUCGCCUUCAAGAACCGCUCCUUCUUCCUUGUCCGCGACCGGCGGUCGACGAACCGGGCCACGGUCCCUUGAUCUCCUGUGCGUCACCCUCUGGAGUUUCCUUUUCUCCGGCCAGUAUUCGAUGUCUUAAUUAUCUAUUUUCUUUAUACUAGUAGUUUUGAAGAAUGGACUGAACACUAUUUUAAUAAUAUCAUGGUCAUCAAUGCAUUAA
Molecule: messenger RNA, 568 nt
Organism: Elaeis guineensis (African oil palm)
Lineage: Eukaryota; Viridiplantae; Streptophyta; Magnoliopsida; Arecales; Arecaceae
Product: flowering-promoting factor 1-like protein 3
Biological process (GO): regulation of flower development
Source: RefSeq, a predicted model, not a curated record